Loxodonta africana (African savanna elephant) is the source of this 2096-nucleotide messenger RNA. It is a transcript of the gene C9H9orf152, whose product is annotated as chromosome 9 C9orf152 homolog. NCBI's taxonomy places the organism in Eukaryota, Metazoa, Chordata, Mammalia, Proboscidea, Elephantidae. The transcript is spliced from 2 exons. The coding region runs from base 1 to 726 and encodes 241 amino acids. The record is from RefSeq and is a predicted model, not a curated record.
AUGAAUGGGUUGCCCUGCCCGUGCUCUGCCCUGCUCCACUUCUGGCAGCCGGGGUCUCGCUCCAUGGCUGAGGGCUCCAGCACUCAGGCCCAGGGGAAAGGGCCCCCGCUCAGCAUCCAGCUCCUGCGAGCCCAAUACGAAGGCUUGAGGCAGCAGCAGAGGGCCCAGACCCACCUGGUGGUGCUCCCGAAAGGGGGGACCGUGCCUGCUCCUGCUCCUGCUCAGCCCAUUGUCAGUGCUGUUUGGAUUAACAAGGAGAGAAGGAGCUCACUAUUCCUGGAGGAGGCAGAGUCUGAGGCCAAGGGGAUGCCAGAGGAGGCAGGCAGAGGCCAUCUUCAGACCCCCAAGUCUACGUGGCACACACACCUACAGAUGCAUCGUUCUGUCCAGAACUUCUGCCAGGAAACCAGUCAUCAAGUACAGCACAAGGGCAGGCUUACUGGACCUGACCGAAGGCUCCCUCAGGAAGGAAACCUAGGCUUGUUUGAAAACAAUCAGAGGACUCAGCAAGGGACGGAAACCCCAGAGACAGUCCAGCAGCCAUGUCAUGUGGGCAGUGCCCAUGCAAAGGCAGUGGAAUCCGGCUUAAACCUGAGCAUUCAGUGCCAUCCUCCCACAAAGAACCUACACAGAUCGGGCACAUCAACUCAUUAUCCAUUUCCCCAGAGGAAAACUCCCAGGAUUUCCCAAGCUGCACGGAACCUGGGCUUAUAUGGCCCAGCCUGAAGCUUUCUUCUCAGCCACAGGGCUCAGCCUUGAGGCUCUCAGUGGCCUCAUCAGAGAACGAGGGAGAUAGAGCCAAAAUUUGAUCCUCUAGCUAGGAGCAAGAACUGCAGUUGCGGUAAUUGUGGGAGUGGGCACAUGGUCUGGUCCUUCAUAAAAGGAGAGAUUGCCCAGGCCAGGUUGCUCACAGUUCAGGAUGAAAGGGUGCUGUCCAGUCAAUGCAGCACCAUUCAGCUUAUACAAGAAGACGAAGUGAUGGAGCUCCAGAUGCCCAUUCCUUAGGGGAAUUUUGAAAUACAAAGCGGAGACUGUAGCCAAUGAAUGUCUUAGCAGUGCCCAGGGAGCAAUGGGCAUGGACGAUCCUGUUUUCAGGAGCUUCUGAUGAUUUCACACAUAUUCUCAAGAAGAUGAGCUCUGAGAACUUGCCUUCUUCUGGUUGCUGUUCCUGGAGGCCAUCUCACGAGUCACUAAAUUCACAGUGUGACCACACCAUCCCAGCUUUCACCUCCCAACCCAUGGUGAUCCAGGGUAAAGAGAGCUAGAACACUGUCGCUCACUGUUCUGUGCCUUUAAAGGGUAUUUAGGAAGGGCUGAUCAUCUCUUAGCUCUUCCUGAGACCCUGCACGUCCAACCUCAUCACAGAUUUCCUCCCUUCCUUCCUUCCUUCUUUCCUUGCUUCCUUCCUUCCUCCUUUCCUCCCUUCCUUUCUUCCUUCCCUGCAUUCCUUCCUUCUCUCCUUUCUUUCCUUUUUUUCCCUUCCCUUCCUUCUUAUUUUUUCUUUUAUUUCUUUCCAGAUUAAGUUCUUAUUGAAAAUUGCCAAUCACUGAAAAUGUAUAGUGAUGGGAGCCUGAGCAAAAGGAGAUAAAGAAAUGCUCUUGCUUGGAAAAUACGUGUUCUGCACAAACUACCCUCUUUUCUGCCAAGCUUGGACCACUGAACUCUUUCUUGGCAUCAAAUAUAUUUUUUUAAACUAAAAGUAAAGCAGGUGGUACUUGCGUGAUGGGGGAGAAAGUGCGUCUUUCCUGGUUAAUGUUUAACUUUAGUAAUGAUAUUUAAAUACCUCUUGGAGUUCUGGUGGCACCAUGGUUAAGAGCUACGGCUGCUAACCAAAAGGUCAGCAGUUUGAAUCCACCAGCCGCUCCUUGGAAACCCUAUGGGGGCAGUUCUACUCCGUCCUAUAGGGUCACUAUGAGUCGGAAUUGACUCCACAGUAAUGGAUUUUUUAAGAUGUUUUCUCUCAUAUCAGAUUCCCUCUUUGAAAUUUCACCCACAUCUUCCCUUUUUCCCCAUGAUGAUCCAGACGUGCCCCUCCACAUCCAAAAUUGUUAACUAGGAGCGUGAUUACUCAUCAGAAAAUGUAUGUGCCUGCUCCG